CCGGGUUGCAAAGAAACACAGUUUCCAUUAUUUUGUUGAUAAAAAUCGUCCCAAGUAUUCCUUACAGUUAGUUCUUGAACAUGGCACCGAUUGUUCUGAAAGGGAGGAACUACGCAUUGCUUGUUGGUGGCAUCGUUGGAUUCAUAGCCCUCGCGUGCUAUCCUAUCAUCGUACAUCCGAUGCUGCACCCUGAAGAAUACAAGCAAGUGCAAAAAGUAAAUAGAGCGGGAAUCAAACAGGAAGAAAUCCAGCCAGGAAAUAUGCGUGUAUGGAGUGAUCCUUUCAAACCGCGCGAAGACGUUAAGCGAUAAAUUAUCCUGUGAGAUGGACGAGAGUCAUUGUAGAGACAUUAGUCGACUAUUGCUAGCAGCUUGUAUCUAUCAUAAUCGAAUUAUUGAAGGAGUUCAAUAUUAUUAGUGUAAAAAAUAUAUGUUUUGAUUGAA
This is a messenger RNA of Anopheles nili, 443 nucleotides long. RefSeq names its product small integral membrane protein 20-like. Lineage: Eukaryota; Metazoa; Arthropoda; Insecta; Diptera; Culicidae. Gene Ontology annotation, cellular component: mitochondrial inner membrane. The record is from RefSeq and is a predicted model, not a curated record. Bases 81 to 311 code for a protein of 76 amino acids. The transcript is spliced from 3 exons. Gene Ontology annotation, biological process: mitochondrial respiratory chain complex IV assembly.